Lolium perenne is the source of this 1612-nucleotide messenger RNA. RefSeq names its product probable pectinesterase 53. The record is from RefSeq and is a predicted model, not a curated record. Gene Ontology annotation, biological process: cell wall modification; pectin catabolic process. Gene Ontology annotation, molecular function: pectinesterase activity. Lineage: Eukaryota; Viridiplantae; Streptophyta; Magnoliopsida; Poales; Poaceae.
UCGUGAACCGUGCCUGACUCGAGGCUGCAGUGCUGUGUCACUCCACUCCAUAAUUCCCUUGUGUUCGUUUCUUGCCCGUGAGGAGGUCCUGAUCGAUCAUCGAUCCAUCGGUCUCCUUAAAUUCCCAUCCCCUUUCGCCUGCCUCCCGCACCAAAACUGACCACGCCUCUCCAGCUACCCGAUCAUACCUCUCAAUCGCCACGCACGCCGGCAAUCAUCAAGUAGCCGUGGCAUCGUCACGCCGCCGGACGUCACCACCGCGAUGACGCCCGCGCCACGCGCCCGGCUCCUGGCCUGCAUUGCCGUGGCUGCCAUGGUGGCGCUCGCCGUCCCGCCGUGGCGGGGCGUGGCCGCGCACACUCGGGGUGUGCGGCCGGGGAAUGCCGCGGGGCAGCCGUUCCCGGAGAACGCGACGCGCGCGCAGGAGGUGGAGCGGCUGUUCAUGCGGUGGGUGCGGUACGUGGGCGCGCUGGAGCACAGCACGUUCCAGCACGCGGUGGCCCGCGCGUUCCCGUCCUACUCGCUCGUCGUCGACCGGAACCCGGCCUCCGGCGACUUCACCUCCAUCCAGGCCGCCGUCGACUCGCUCCCGCCCAUCAACCUCGUGCGCGUCGUGAUCAGAGUCAACGCCGGCACCUACACGGAGAAGGUGUCGGUAUCGGCGAUGCGGGCGUUCAUCACGCUGGAGGGCGCCGGCGCGGACAAGACGGUGGUGCAGUGGGGCGACACCGCUGACACGCCGUCCGGGCGGAGGGGCCGCCCGCUGGGCACAUACGGCUCCGCCACGUUCGCCGUGAACGCGCAGUACUUCCUCGCCAGGAACAUCACGUUCAAGAACACGUCGCCGGUGCCGAAGGCGGGCGCGACGGGGAAGCAGGCGGUGGCGCUGCGGGUGUCGGCGGACAACGCGGCGUUCGUGGGGUGCAGGAUCCUGGGCGCGCAGGACACGCUCUACGACCACUCGGGGCGGCACUACUACAAGGACUGCUACAUCGAGGGUUCCAUCGACUUCAUCUUCGGCAACGCGCUCUCGCUCUACGAGGACUGCCACGUGCACGCGAUCGCGCGGGACUACGGGGCGCUGACGGCGCAGAACCGGCAGAGCAUGCUGGAGGACACGGGGUUCUCCUUCCUCAACUGCCGGGUCACCGGCUCCGGCGCGCUCUACCUCGGCCGCGCCUGGGGCACCUUCUCCAGGGUCGUCUUCGCCUACACCCACAUGGACGACAUCAUCGUCCCGCGCGGCUGGUACAACUGGGGCGACCCCAGCCGCGAGCUCACCGUCUUCUACGGCCAGUACAAGUGCACCGGCCCCGGCGCCAGCUACUCCGGCAGGGUGUCCUGGUCGCGCGAGCUCACCGACCAGGAGGCCAAGCCCUUCAUCUCCCUCAGCUUCAUCGACGGCACGGAGUGGAUCAGGAUAUGACGUUCUCGAUCGCAAUCGGGUCUUCAGUUCAUCCUGCUCGCUGUAACACGCACACACGUACGCGCGCUAGCUAGGCACGCACGUCCGUGCUGUAACAGAACAGAAAAACACAGAGAAAUUAUACUACAUGUUCGUUCGCGAUAACCUUGGCCCUUGGCGAAUUUGUUUCUUCAGCUCACUCUCUUA